GUGAAUGGGACAGAAUAAGAAAAUUUGGUGACACAAGGUAGAGAUUGAAAUGGACCCAAAAACAACACCUGAGAUGAUGAAAGCCAUUUUACUUUAUGAAAGGAGAAGAAGGGUAGUAGUAGCUAAUCAUUAACCAUGAGUAUAUGAAUCAUACUACUACUAUAUUCACCAUCAUCAUCAUCAUCACACAUCGAUUCAUAUCGCACGGCCACGGUUAAAACCCCCCACGUGCGGUUCCUCUAACUAACCACGGUUAAACCCAACCCAAAUCUCAAACAAAUCAACACAAAACCCUUCUCCUCCAUAAACAACACACAUCAAUAUCACUCCAUUUUUUUAUUAGACUGACACACCUGCAUACGUAUAGCAAAGGAGAGGGAAAACAAAACGAAAACCCAAAAUCCCCCGACACUGCAAAAAGCCAAAUCCACCGUCUCCAAAUCAAGCUAACACCAACACCAACACAAAUUGAAAAAUCAAAAAGCUCUAUACUCUCCGACGAUUUCAUGGAACCGAACCGAGUCAAUAUUCUCAUCGUAACCGUCACCGUUUUCUUACUCUUCUCCCUCGGAGUUCUUGCUUCUCUCACAGGAUUUGUUGGUGGUAGUGGUGGGGCUGGUAGUGGAACGUUGUUGUCCUUGUCACUAUUGUUGGGAUUAGAGGGUGGAACAAACAACACACUCCUCUAUACUCCUCACCGCAAACUUCUCCCUCAUUCUGCUACUGAUGAGAGAAUCGAACCAAACCGAAUAUGGGGUGAUAACUGCACCAAAUCGGACAUUGUUAUCAGCCAAGCUUCCACAGCACCACUCCCAAAUGGUAUCCCAACAUACAGAGUUGAAAUAUCGAACAUGUGUGUAAGUGGAUGCGACAUCUCUGCUAUUCACCUUCGUUGUGGCUGGUUUAGCUCGGCACGUCUCAUCAACCCAAAACUCUUCAAGCGCCUCCGGUACAAUGACUGCCUUGUCAAUAAUGGCAAACCAGUAAUCAAUGGUGGCACUGUUUCUUUUCAGUAUGCUAAUACCUAUCUCUAUCCACUCUCAGUUUCCUCUGUGGUAUGUGUUUGAACUUUGAAGACUUUUUUUGGCUGGAUUUUGGAGUACUAGUGCCAAUUCUUUUGGACUUGUGUAUAUACACAUAUUAUAGGUAUUUUGGCAAUCACUUUCAUAUAACACGUGAUGGUGAUGAACUAUGAAUUUGAAAUGUGAAUGUGAUGAUGACAAGAGCAAGAGGAAUAUUAUGCUUACAA
Messenger RNA from Trifolium pratense (red clover), 1249 nucleotides. RefSeq names its product protein TAPETUM DETERMINANT 1. The coding region runs from base 507 to 1067 and encodes 186 amino acids. Lineage: Eukaryota; Viridiplantae; Streptophyta; Magnoliopsida; Fabales; Fabaceae. Gene Ontology annotation, biological process: cell fate determination. The transcript is spliced from 4 exons. The record is from RefSeq and is a predicted model, not a curated record.